This is a messenger RNA of Mangifera indica (mango), 1072 nucleotides long. Its product is annotated as ethylene-responsive transcription factor ERN1-like. The transcript has a single exon. Gene Ontology annotation, biological process: regulation of DNA-templated transcription. The record is from RefSeq and is a predicted model, not a curated record. Lineage: Eukaryota; Viridiplantae; Streptophyta; Magnoliopsida; Sapindales; Anacardiaceae. Gene Ontology annotation, molecular function: DNA binding; DNA-binding transcription factor activity. The coding region runs from base 215 to 784 and encodes 189 amino acids.
UCAACACCAGAGAAAUAAAUAAAUCAUAAGAUAAGAAACACUAUAAAACAAACAAAAAUGACCCUUAGAAAACUCAAAACUUAAUAUAAAUUCUCAUUGUCAUUGACAAGGCAACCAAGGAUAUCUAGGCAAGCUCUUCUUUUUAAGGCCACAGGCACAGCAGUUUUUCCAGCUUUCCUUUCAAAAUUCAUCUUUCUUUUUGUGAAGACUUUCAAUGGAAAUUCAAUUUCAGCAACAAAAGCAGCAGCAAAGACAAGACAUUCCACAUAACAAAGUAACCAAAUUCAAGGGAAGAUGCAAUAACAAGUUCGUCGGUGUGAGACAGAGACCUUCUGGUAGAUGGGUUGCUGAGAUUAAGGACACAACAAAAAAGAUCAGAGUGUGGCUUGGCACCUUUGAAACUGCUGAAGAAGCUGCUCGAGCUUACGAUGAAGCUGCCUGCCUUCUCCGCGGAUCCCAUACUCGAACCAAUUUCGAUACCAGUGUAAAAUUAGAUUCCCCUCUUGCUUCUCGGAUUCGAAAUCUAGUUAACAACAAAAAAGGAGGUAAACAACAGAGUGUUGAACAUUUUCCUUCUACCACAACAGUUAGCACUACUACUACCAGUGCUAUUUCUAGCAGUGGUUGCACAAGCAGUGAUGGCAUGGCUAGAGAAAAUUCAAUUUCUAGUAAUAUAGCCCAAGACUCUCAGUUGUUUGAUGGUGCAUAUAAACCAGAUUUAAGUGGCUGCACUGAGGAUUUUUGGGACCUUCCACCGUUGUGCUCAUUGUUCUAUCAAAUCUGAACAAGAUUAAAAAGACCAGGUAAGUCAAGAUUUCACAAAAGAGUAGUAGAGACUCAAAUCCAAACUUUCUCCCUAUAAGUUCACUCAACAACACAGAAAAACACAUGGAAAAGUUCUGUAAUGUUUAUGAAAGCUCUCCUCAAUUAUCACUUAACAUUAAGUCUAAGCAAUCAUGUUGGAAUUUUUUUGUUUUAAAGUCUCUGUCAAUAGAAGAUAGAUAUUAUCAUCUUCUAGCCAUUAAAAUAAAUACCGAAUAAAUAAAUAAAUUUGGCGUACCGUUACAGCUCA